Messenger RNA from Carassius carassius (crucian carp), 1465 nucleotides. RefSeq names its product enolase superfamily member 1 (gene enosf1). The transcript is spliced from 15 exons. Gene Ontology annotation, biological process: carbohydrate catabolic process; amino acid catabolic process. The coding region runs from base 75 to 1406 and encodes 443 amino acids. Lineage: Eukaryota; Metazoa; Chordata; Actinopteri; Cypriniformes; Cyprinidae. The record is from RefSeq and is a predicted model, not a curated record. Gene Ontology annotation, molecular function: L-fuconate dehydratase activity; magnesium ion binding.
UAGCUUUCUUUGGGCGGAGUGUUUAAAGUCAAGUGUAGUUCACCACUGGCAAAGUUUGCAACAACAGAUACAAAAUGCUGGAAAACAAAAUAAUAAAUUUAACAGUGCGCGACGUAAGAUUCCCGACGUCUCUGGAACAACAUGGAUCGGAUGCAAUGCACACCGAUCCAGAUUACUCAGUCGCAUAUGUUGUUCUCGACACGGACUCGGACGCUGCACUGAAGGGUUAUGGCUUGACUUUUACUGUAGGAAGAGGGACGGAAAUAGUGGUGUGUGCAGUUAAAGCCUUAUCUACUCUGGUGGUGGGGAAGACUUUGAAGGAGAUAGUGAGUGACUUCAGAGGCUUCUACAGACUCCUGAGCAGUGAUGGUCAGAUGAGAUGGGUUGGACCAGAAAAAGGAGUAAUUCAGCUGGCGACAGCAGCCAUUCUGAAUGCUGUCUGGGAUUUAUGGGCACGAGUGGAGGGCAAGCCCUUGUGGAAGCUACUUGUAGACAUGGAUCCAGCCAAGUUGAUCAGCUGUAUUGAUUUUAGAUACAUCACAGAUGCACUGACUGAGCAGGAAGCUUUAGAUAUAUUGGUAAAAGCAAAAAAGGGUCAGAAAGGUAGAGAGGAGCAGAUGUUAAAGGAAGGCUAUCCUGCCUACACCACUUCCUGUGCCUGGCUGGGAUACACUGAUCAACAACUAACCCAGCUCUGCUCUGAAGCUCUUGCCCAAGGCUGGACUAAAUUUAAAGUGAAGGUUGGGGCUGAUUUGCAGGAUGACAUCCGUAGAUGCAGCCUUAUCCGGAAGUUGAUUGGACCAAACAACACCCUGAUGAUUGAUGCCAACCAACGUUGGGAUGUUAAUGAAGCGAUUACUUGGGUAACCAAGCUGGCAGAAUUUCACCCUCUAUGGAUUGAGGAACCCACAUGUCCUGAUGAUGUUUUAGGCCAUGCUUCCAUCUCUAAGGCACUUGCACCCUUGGGUAUUGGAGUCGCCACUGGAGAGCAGUGCCAUAACAGAGUGAUGUUUAAGCAGUUUCUCCAGGCCUCAGCUCUACAGUUUGUUCAGAUUGACAGUUGUCGGGUGGGCAGUGUGAAUGAGAACCUUGCCAUCAUACUCAUGGCUGCCAAGUUUAAUGUUCCUGUGUGUCCUCAUGCCGGGGGUGUGGGACUGUGUGAGCUUGUUCAGCACCUUAUUUUAUUUGACUACAUUUCAGUGUCUGCUAGUUUAAAUAAUAGGAUGUGUGAGUAUGUGGAUCACCUUCAUGAACAUUUCAAAAGCCCCACCAUCAUCAGAAAUGCCGCCUACAUACCACCAAAGGACCCUGGAUACUCUUGUGAAAUGCUGGAAGAGUCUGUGCAAAAACAUCAGUAUCCUGAGGGUGAGGUUUGGAGAGCCAUAGAACAGCAGGGGAAACAAUAAAUAUGAACACAUACUGUAUGUGUAACUGACUGCGCUGGAAAUAACAGAACUACUUCCAU